Messenger RNA from Colletotrichum chrysophilum, 1263 nucleotides. RefSeq lists its product as uncharacterized. Bases 1 to 1263 code for a protein of 420 amino acids. Gene Ontology annotation, molecular function: FAD binding. The transcript has a single exon. NCBI's taxonomy places the organism in Eukaryota, Fungi, Ascomycota, Sordariomycetes, Glomerellales, Glomerellaceae. The record is from RefSeq and is a predicted model, not a curated record.
AUGGCACCCAUGAGAAUCCUCAUCAGCGGCGGUGGCAUCGCCGGGACCUCAUUGGCAUUCUGGCUCUCUAAGCUUGGCCACGAUAUGACAGUGGUCGAGUGGUUCCCAACUUUGCGGGCAACCGGUCUUCAGUUGGACCUCCGCGGCCACGGCAUCGAAGUUCUGAAACGGAUGGGUCUUGAACAAGCCUUCCGCGCCAAGUCAGCUCCUGAGCAGGGCCUGCAGAUAGUCGACAGCUCCGGACGGCGUCGCGCAUACUUCCCAGCCAACACGUCCGGCAAAGGACUUCAAAGCUUCACAACCGAAUACGAGAUCAUGAGAGGCGAUCUUUGUCGCAUCAUAUACGACGCCACCAAAAACCGAGCCAAGUACGUCUUUGGCACUUCCGUUGAGAAAUUCGAGCAGAUGGGCGACGGAGUGGAGGUGCUCUUCAGCAACGGGAAGACAGACACCUUCGACCUUUUGGUGGGUGCCGAUGGGCAAGGCUCUCGUACCCGCAAGAUGAUGUUAGGGGCGAAGCAAGCAGAUGGCUUCGAACCACUUGGGGGUUCCUACGCUGGGUACUUCACGGUUUCCAAGCCGAUUCAGGAGGGGGAGGGAUACAACGCCACCGCCUACAUCAGCACCAAAAAUCGCACAAUCAUGACCCGGAGAUAUAGUCCCGAUCAGACACAGAUCUAUCUCAUGUGCAGAACUGAUUCGGAGGAGAUCAAGAACGCUCGGCGGGAAGGAGUUGAGAAGCAGAAGGAAGCGAUCGCAAAGGUCUUUGAUGGUGCCGGAUGGGAGACAAAGGACAUCCUUGAGAGAAUGAUGAAGUCGACCGACUUUUACUGCGAACAUAUCGGCCUCGUCAAGAUGAAUGGUUGGUCGAAGGGCAGCGUUACUCUUGUUGGAGACGCAGCAUACUGCCCUUCAGUGAUGACCGGGAUGGGCACAACAUCAGCUGUUGUUGGCGCGUACGUCUUGGCUGGGGAGAUCGGCAAACAUUGCGGUGAUAAGGACUCUAAGGACGGUCUUGGAAAGGCCCUUAGUGCCUACGAACAGAAGUUUCGGCCUUUCAUGGAUCAGGUACAGCAUGGCAUCUCAGGCGAUGCUUUCAUCUGGAAGAUUUGGCCCACGACACCAUUCGGAAUCGGCAUUCUGAACUUCUUUCUGGGAUUGGUCUCAUUGCUGAGACUUAAUGUGCUUGGGGAGUGGCUAUUGAAGGAGAAUGUGAAGUGGGAACUGCCAGAGUAUGAAGAAAUGGGUUCGAUGCGCCCUUAG